AUGGCAUAUUCUCAAAGUGUGCAAACAUUUUCAUACCAAGUACAGAAUUAUGGAGGAAACAAGCGCUACCUGUACAACGGAAAAACGUUUAAUACUGAAGCAGAAGUAAUGAACGAAAUUCGAAAUAGUAAUCCUGGUUAUAAAAUUAUUGGUCCUGGAAAUACCUACCAAGGAAAUAGCUACCAAGGAAAUAGCUACCAAGGAAAUAAUUACCUAAAAAAUAAUUACCUAAAUAAUAAUUACCUAAAUAAUAAUUACCUAAAUAAUAAUUACCAAGGAAAUUCUUUGCAAAAUACUUAUCAACAAAAACCCCCACAAAAUUCAUACAAUCAACCUGGAAAUUCAAUUUCAAAUCAUAUAGGUACUCCAUUUCCAACAAAAGGAUAUUACCCAUCAAAUCCAUCAUCAAAUGUUAUACCUCCAUAUAACCAAAAACCAUAUAACCCACCACCAUAUAAGCCAUCACAAAAUAAUAAACCAGUUGAAUCAAAUACUAUGUAUCCAUGGCUGGACCCAAAGAAAUUUAUAGAUAACAAUCAAUUCAGUGCAAAAAUUUGGCGUCAUGUAUGGGAAGGUUGUCAUUAUCCUUGUUUUAGUAAAAAUAAUUAUCAAGAAUUGAAACUGAGAAUGUUGAAAGAAACAAAUCAAUAUCGAUAUGCCCAUGGUGCCAAACCAUUGACUAUGGAUCAAUCACUCAGUAAUCUAGCCCAAGUUUAUGCCCAAAAACUUGCAAGUAUGAAAAGAUUAGAGCAUGAUUACGCUGAUAGACGAUAUGGCGAAAACCUUGGAAUGUCAACAAGUUAUACCGCUUACAUUAUUGUCAAACAAUGGUAUGAUGAAGAGGUAAAAUGGAACUACAAUUCAGCUAAACCAAUACAUGGGACUGGGCAUUUUACACAAUUGGUAUGGACAAACACUCAAAGAGUUGGUUUUGGAGUUGUUGAAGCAGGUGGUAUAACUUAUGUUGUUGCUAGAUAUGAUCCAAAAGGAAACAUAAUACCGUUCUUAAACAAGUAUGUUUUACCACGCAAUAGACAUCCAAAUGGGAUAUAUUAA
Messenger RNA from Strongyloides ratti, 1056 nucleotides. Its product is annotated as CAP domain-containing protein. The coding region runs from base 1 to 1056 and encodes 351 amino acids. The record is from RefSeq and is a predicted model, not a curated record. The transcript is spliced from 3 exons. Gene Ontology annotation, cellular component: extracellular region. NCBI's taxonomy places the organism in Eukaryota, Metazoa, Nematoda, Chromadorea, Rhabditida, Strongyloididae.